Messenger RNA from Racocetra persica, 586 nucleotides. NCBI's taxonomy places the organism in Eukaryota, Fungi, Glomeromycota, Glomeromycetes, Diversisporales, Gigasporaceae. The record is from the annotation of a GenBank genome assembly.
GCGAAACCUAAAAUAUCUGCUCCAAAUAAGCCGCUUCCAAGGCCAACUCCUAAUUCCUCUGUUAAUUCGAAUGAUUCGUCAAUUUCUAAGUCUGGUAGUAGCUUGCAACGUCGUAAAACCAUUUUUGAUCACCCGUACCAUGGUUUUAGCGAAGUAAAAAAUCCGGAUUAUAAUUCAUUAAAACGUCCUCCUCCUCCGAAAAAACCGUUACCGCGGUUACCAUUUGAACAACAAUCUAUAUCAUCUGUUACUACCACUAACAAUCCUGUUCCAAUGAAUGAUAAACGUCCUAAAUUUUCUCACGCUUCUGAGAGUAGCUUUUCUCAAUUAGGUUCCGGCAUUGGUACCACCGGUUUGAGAAAUCUAGGUAAUACUUGCUUUAUGAACUCCAUUAUCCAAUGUUUAAGCGGUACCUUACCAUUUGCAAGGUACUUUUUGGAUGGUAGUUUCAAAAGACAUAUAAAUAGAGAUAACCCUUUAGGUACUAAAGGUGUUCUGGCUGAUAAAUUUGCUACUUUGAUAAGAGUAAUGUGGAGUGAUCAAUAUGUUUCUAUCUCUCCUGUAGCUCUUAAAGAAGCUAUUGGAU